GUGUACAAACUAGAAUAAUGUCCCAGUUACCCUUGACUUUACAUUUGCCCAGUUUAUACAUUCAAUUGCCACUUAAGACAAUUGAACUCCAGGAGCCACUCACUUAAGGCCAACAACAAAGGUGAACUUUAUGCAACUAGGCAAGAAACUAAGUAGAAAAUGGGAAAGAAGUGCACUCCACCGCCGCGUAAGCCGUUAAAGCGCCUGAAUGGAAAAGUUAAGAGAACUGUGACGCCCAGAGGAUCUGCCACCAGGCGGGAUAUGCGAUCUACUCCUCCAAUGCCCGUUUAUCGCCACCCAUCUGCGAUGGAACGUCGAACUCGUAGCUACUCGGCAUUUAAGAAUUUUAUUAACAAAUUCAACAGAGAAAAUCCCGGAAAGCUGCGAGUGGAGGGCGUCUCCAUAUGGCGCAAAAUGAGCCUUCCAGAAAGGCGACUCUUUCAAAGGAGCAGCACGGGUCAAUUGCAUCAAAAUCCUUCUAUACAUACGCAGAUUCGGGAGGAGGAACUUCUGUCAAUACUUCCGAUUCAGGACAACCCAUCGAGAACGGACAAUAGACCCUCUAUUUUUGAUUACUUUGUAAAGGCGAUUUAUAGGGCCAUGCGCUUAUUUUACUAAUUACUGAUUGCUUUCCAAAUUUGUAUGUAAAAAGUUGAAUAAUCACAAAAAAGAAAUUAA
Molecule: messenger RNA, 678 nt
Organism: Drosophila yakuba
Lineage: Eukaryota; Metazoa; Arthropoda; Insecta; Diptera; Drosophilidae
Exons: 2
Coding region: 160-618 (152 amino acids)
Source: RefSeq, a predicted model, not a curated record